Manihot esculenta (cassava) is the source of this 1764-nucleotide messenger RNA. Its product is annotated as L-ascorbate oxidase. The transcript is spliced from 5 exons. Bases 1 to 1764 code for a protein of 587 amino acids. NCBI's taxonomy places the organism in Eukaryota, Viridiplantae, Streptophyta, Magnoliopsida, Malpighiales, Euphorbiaceae. Gene Ontology annotation, molecular function: copper ion binding; oxidoreductase activity. The record is from RefSeq and is a predicted model, not a curated record. Gene Ontology annotation, cellular component: extracellular region.
AUGAGUGAAGUCUCAUUCUUAGAAAGAAUGACAAGAGUUAUGAUAAUGUUUGAGGUUUCAUGUAUCCUAAUUUAUUUAGUAAACGAAGUUCCAAGUGCAGAGGGUAGAGUCCACAACUACACAUGGGAGGUUUCAUACCAAUACAAGUAUCUUGACUGCUACAAAAAGCUUGCUAUUGCCAUUAAUGGAAUCACUCCAGGGCCUGCAAUUUAUGCUGUGCAAGGUGACACAAUUAUUGUCAAUGUUGUUAAUAACUUGGUCAUGGAAAAUGUCGCCAUCCACUGGCAUGGCAUCCGUCAGAUUGGAACUCAAUGGAGUGAUGGAACAGAUGGAGUGACUCAAUGUGCUACAAUGCCUGGUGAUACCUUCACCUAUAAAUUUGUUGUCGACAGGCCUGGAACAUACAUGUAUCAUUCCCAUUAUGGAAUGCAGAGAGAAUCAGGGCUGUAUGGAAUAAUCCGUGUAUUUCUUCCCAAGGGACAACCAGAGCCCUUCCCGUUCCCCUAUCAUUACGAUCGACACAUCAUCCUCAGUGAUUGGUACCACCGCAAUCCCUAUGAACGAGCCGCCAACUUGUCUUCCAUCCCCUUUCAGUGGGUCGGAGAACCUCAGUCACUUUUGAUCAAUGGAAGAGGGAAGUACAACUGUUCUCUUUUGGGUUCAACUGCAGACUCAGAAGUUUGUAAUCUGAAAAAUCCUGCAUGUUUUCCAGCUGUUUUGACAGUAAUCCCUGGAAAAAUAUAUCGCUAUAGGAUCGCCAGCUUGACUUCACUUUCUUCUUUCAGUUUCCAAAUAGAGGGCCAUAGCAUGACUGUUGUUGAAGCUGAUGGCACGUACGUUGAGCCAUUUGUUACUCAGAACUUGUACAUUUACUCAGGCGAGACAUAUUCUGUGUUGGUGAAGGCCACUCAGGAUCCGACAAGGAAUUACUGGGCUACCGUAAAUGUAGUUAGUCGACGACCAGCAACUCCUGAUGGCUUAGCCAUUUUCAAUUAUUACCCAAAUCAUUUCCAUAAAUUUCCUCCUACUAAACCACCACCUGGUCCUCUUUGGAAUGAUGCUGAGUCCAGAAUAAACCAAAGUCUCACCAUUAAAGCACUCAAAGGUCGUGUAGAGUCACCACCCAAGACCACAGACAGAGUCAUUGUGCUUCUCAACACACAGAACACCAUUGAUGGCUAUUAUCGCUGGUCUCUAAACAAUGUGUCUCACUCUCUACCUGCUACUCCAUAUCUUAUAGCACUCAAGAAAAGUAUCAGUGAUGUCUUCGAUCAAACCCCAGCUCCAGAAAGCUACAGCCCAGAUUAUGACAUAUUCAGUGUUGCUAAGAACACAAAUGCUACUUCUAGUACAUCCAUUCACAGGCUUGUGUUCAACUCCACAGUUGAUAUUAUUCUUCAGAACGCCAACACCAUGACCAAGAAUAAUAGCGAGACGCAUCCUUGGCAUCUUCAUGGGCAUGAUUUUUGGGUGUUGGGUUACGGGAGUGGAAAGUUCAACAAUGAAACUGAUGUUGGGAAAUACAAUUUGGAUAAUCCGAUAAUGAAGAAUACGGUGCCGCUUCACUCUUAUGGAUGGACUGCAUUGAGGUUUCGAGCAGAUAAUCCAGGCAUAUGGCUUUUUCAUUGCCAUAUUGAGUCUCACUUCUUCAUGGGAAUGAUGGUGCUGUUUGAAUCUGGUUCAGAGAUGGUUUCAGAACCCCCGCAGGCUAACAUGGGCUGUGGGGCAACCAAGCGAUUCAUUGAUAAUACUACUCCGGCUUGA